Hordeum vulgare subsp. vulgare (domesticated barley) is the source of this 1988-nucleotide messenger RNA. RefSeq lists its product as uncharacterized. The transcript has 5 exons. Bases 1 to 1236 code for a protein of 411 amino acids. NCBI's taxonomy places the organism in Eukaryota, Viridiplantae, Streptophyta, Magnoliopsida, Poales, Poaceae. The record is from RefSeq and is a predicted model, not a curated record.
AUGCGAGAGGGGCGCAACAAAGACCCCAUCAUAAGCCUUCAUGGCCUCGGCGGAGAUCACCUGAUCAGCGCCGAUGAUGCCGAGGGUGCGCAGUAUCUAAACCUGCGCACGGCGCUCAGCGGUGGGUGGCACGCCGGGUUUAGUCUUCACAGCGGCGGCAGAUCGUCCUCUGCGCGGCGAGAAGUUGAGGGGCUGUCGGCGACGUUUGCAUCCGGGGUUGGGAAGGGCAGAGCAAGUUUGCUUAGUUGCCGCGGCGAGGAAGUCUCCAAGGGUCCAGGAGCUGACAGAGGCCGGCUGCCUGGCACGUCACAGGGGGUGCAUUGUGGCGUGGACGGGCUUGGAGAAGAGGCUGAUCCGCUGUCGGGGCAAAGCGAUGCUUCGCCCUCGUCAGCUCCUGUGGCUGAUUUGUCACCUACUGCUUUGCAUGCCGGCCCCACCACUAUUACACAGGAUGCAGUGCCCACGUCCACCCCUGCGGCCCUGCCGGAUCUGCAUGGCCACCGCUCCUCGCCAUCGGGAUUACGACGCCGCGCGAGUCUCCCCGACGGCAAGCGCGAGGCCGCCUCGUCCUGCAGGUCCGCGGUGGCGAGGUAUGGUAUAUCUCUGCCCCACCCGCGCUCGCCCCAACCAACGGAAGUGCCGCAUGAUCGAGUGCCCCGCCGCGGAGCCCGAGGAACCUGGCGCCGACUGGCACCUCGCGCCUCCCCGCCCGCCAACCCAGCCCGACGCCGCCCCUCCUCCCCCGCGCCCAGGCCGCAGCAGCAGCCUUCCCCCACCUCGCUAGCGCAGCAGGAUGCACUCCGCGCCGCCGAUGAGUUCUUCUCCGGGCGCGUAUCCUCGGGCGAGUACGGCGACAGCGACGACGAGGAUGAGGGCUCCGAGCCGGAGGACGACGGGGACACGGUGGCCGGGUUCUUCCUUGGGCUGUUCGAGCGGGACGCCGCGGUGCGGGGGUACUAUGAGUGGAGCCAUGAGGAAGGGGAGUUCCGGUGCAUGGGUGCGUUGGGAAGGAAGAGGAAGGGCAGCAGCCGGGCCAAGAGGUUCCAGAACUGCAUCAGCCUCGUGCACCACGCGCGCGACGCCACACGCUGCGGGAGGCCGCUAGCGCACCGCGCGCUCGACGCCACACGCUGCGGGAGGCCGCUAGCGCACCGCGCGCUCGCCGCCGUUGUUUGUCGCGUGCUGGGCUGGGACGCCAAGCGGGGACGGGGCAGAGCUCGACGAGGCGCUCCUUGAGAACAUCCCAGGCCAUGACCCACCCUCCGCGCGGACACCCAAAGCACGAUGUAGCACCAGCGGCCAACGGCAAAUGCCGGAAUAGCAAAUGGUGGCCGACAGCGGCAAAGCACAGAUCUUGUCGGCGACAGAGGUUGCAGCGUGUAGAAGGGAAAUCUUCCCCUCCAACGUCCGAGCUCUCGACGAGGAAGAUGUAUUCGCAGGCACCCGAAUAGAAUAAAGAGGGGAUACCACUACUGAGGGCGAACCUUGCGGUGGAGAGGCAUACCAGCAAGAUAUACACGAGGGCUAUGUUUGAGCAUUUUGGACACAUUUUGUAUGAAUGUGGGGCUUAUCAGGUUGAAGAGAUUGAAAAACAUAAAACAUACAUCGUGAUCUAUAGUGAAGCACAAAAAAGAGAGAAGUGCUCGAAAAUUUCAUACAAGGUUACAAACUAACUUACAAUGCUAGAUGGAGGCAAUGAAUUCGACUGCGAGUGUGGGCAAUCUGCACACAUGUGCCUGCUGUGCAGCCAUGUACUAAUGAUGAUUGAAGACGUAAAAACAGAUGCAACCAAUUCAAGGUCAUGCAGAACAUUACCGCAAGCUAACAUUUACUAUAUAGAUAUGGUUAAUUUCUAGAAAACUGUUGACAGAAAAAUCUAGAUGAUCGGCCAGCACAAACUUUACCAAUAUGUUUAUUUGUAUGAGUUAUGAUCUAUAAUUCUCAUUUCAUGUUACAAAAAAUAUUUGAUGGAAUUACUAAUUUUGCUA